UACAAAGUUUUAAGUUAUUGUAAAUAAAAUAUUCAACUGUAUAUUUUUCUUACUAACUUUUAUUUUUCAUGUAAUUACAGAUAUGUACUUAAAAAUGUAAUUGAAGAAUCAGGUUAACAGACAUUAUUAUUGCUAAUAAUACAUUAGCUAAAAUAAAUCAAUCUUAAAAUAACUCAAGUUUAAAUUUAUCUAUCUAAAGGGGUGAAAGUCUAGAGUUGCGAACAUUAGAAGCUUUUGUCCACUGAAAGCCCUUUGUGUAACUUCACGCUUCAAAAGUAUAAUCUUUUAAUUGAAAAUGAGAAUCAAAAAUAUGUAUAAUCGAGAUUUUGUAAGCGCGGGAACAACAAUUUUAACGUCAAAACCGUUUGCAUAUGUUUUAAGAAGUUUAUUACGAAAUGAAAGAUGUGAUUACUGUUUACAAAGUGGAAAACUUUUUAAGUGUUCUGUUUGUCAAUACGUAUAUUAUUGUAAUCGUAUUUGCCAAAAAGAAGCUUGGUCAGUACAUAAAGUAGAAUGUCCAAAUUUGAAAAGGAUAUCACCAAAAAUUAUACCAGAUGCUGCAAGACUUAUGGCUCGUAUAAUUAUAAAACUUCAUCAAGGCGGAGGAGAAGAAAUGGGAUAUUAUUCAGAGACAAAUUAUAGAAAAUUUAAAGAUCUUAUGUCUCAUUAUUCUGACAUUAAAAAAGAUGUAAAACGAAUGGAACAUUUUACUUCAUUGUGUGGAGUUCUAUUUGAAUUUCUUGGAAAUGUACCUAUACCAAAUUCUGCAGAGUUAAUGGGUAUUUAUGGUAGAAUAUGUAUUAAUUCCUUUAAUAUAUUAGAUCCAGAUAUGAAUAGUAUUGGAGUUGGUAUUUAUCUGGCACCAUCUGUAAUUGAUCACAGCUGCAAGCCUAAUGCAGUAGCUGUAUUUGAAGGAACUACAAUUAUUAUACGAACACUUGAAGAUCUUCCAUGUUUGAAUUGGUCACAGAUAAAAAUAUCAUAUAUCGACCUACUCAAUUCAACUAAAGAUAGAUGUGAAGAAUUACAGAAUUCAUACUAUUUUCUGUGUGAUUGCCAAAGAUGCAUGCAAUCAGAGCCAAUGGCAACAGCUGCUGCUUGUCCAAAAACAUCUUGUACAUAUCCAAAUUCUUUCAGUGCUACUGUAUGUAAAAAAUGUAACGCAAAAUUUCCAUCAAAUUUUAAAGAAACAUUUGACGAAGUUACGGAGUUCACUGCCCAUCAUUUACAAGAUAUGAAAAAUAUGGCUUAUCUUGAUGUGAGUAAAAUAUGCUUAAAGAAACAAGAAGGUGUUCUACAUACAUUCAAUAUCCAAUAUGUACGUACUUUAGAAGCAGCAUUUGAUGCAUCUGUAAAUUUAAAUUCAUGGGAAGAAGCAGAACAUUAUGGAAAAAAACUUAUACCAGGAUAUUUGUUAUAUUAUGGAGAGAUACAUCCUUUAACAGGAUUAUUAUAUCUUAUGACAGGAAAAAUUCAAUUACAUCUAAAUAAAGCAAAGCAAGCUUAUGAUACAUUAAGAAAGGCGCAUUCUGUAUUAACAAUAACACAUGGAGAAAGACACUCUUUAUUGUCCGAAAAUUUGAAACCUCUCUUAUACCAAGCUAUGAAUGUUGUUAAGGACUUGUAGUUCUGAUGAUUACUUAUUUAGUAAAAUAUUUAGUAGUAAUAAUUUGUAAUUGUUUUUAGACAAUAAAUUACUUUAUUAUAUUA
This is a messenger RNA of Vespula pensylvanica (western yellowjacket), 1710 nucleotides long. RefSeq names its product histone-lysine N-methyltransferase SMYD3 (gene Smyd3). Gene Ontology annotation, cellular component: nucleus. NCBI's taxonomy places the organism in Eukaryota, Metazoa, Arthropoda, Insecta, Hymenoptera, Vespidae. Bases 296 to 1627 code for a protein of 443 amino acids. Gene Ontology annotation, molecular function: protein binding. The transcript has 6 exons. The record is from RefSeq and is a predicted model, not a curated record.